Messenger RNA from Cryptomeria japonica (Japanese cedar), 3831 nucleotides. Its product is annotated as pentatricopeptide repeat-containing protein At3g24000, mitochondrial-like. Gene Ontology annotation, cellular component: intracellular membrane-bounded organelle. Gene Ontology annotation, biological process: RNA modification. Lineage: Eukaryota; Viridiplantae; Streptophyta; Pinopsida; Cupressales; Cupressaceae. The coding region runs from base 454 to 3756 and encodes 1100 amino acids. The transcript has a single exon. Gene Ontology annotation, molecular function: RNA binding; protein binding; zinc ion binding. The record is from RefSeq and is a predicted model, not a curated record.
UCUUCUGGUAUAAUUCAAUCGAUUUACGUGGCGAAGCAUUGUGUAAGAUAUAAUAAAAGUAAGAGAAAGAAACACGACAGUGAAUUUCAUCAAUGAAUUGCACCAGUAGUUUUGUGAAUCUAAUGAAUUGCUUGUCCUUCUUAUGUAUGAUGGGUAUUUCAACUUUCAGUCUUCCACUGAUUACCACUGCAUGUUUUUCACACUCCAUUUACAAUCCUAAAAUGUCAUUGUCAUCCGUGUUUCAACUCUCAGUGUUGGUUUUUAAAAGCUGGCAAUCCUCCAUGGAUUACCUAGGAAGGUUUCGAAAGGGUAUAAAAAACCUGAGAGCGAAAAUGCUCCCAGGCUUAUCAUUUGCCGUAUCUUUGUGGUAGACUCGGACUGAAUAAUACUGCACAUUUUUCGCACUCAUAAAAUGUCAUUGCUAUCCGCUACUUGUCUUAAUCUCAUAGCAUUAUGUUGAAGGGGAAGUUACACAUUCCGCUUACCACACACAACUUCCCUGAAGACUACUCUACAUAUCUUCAAAUAUUGCAGACCUGCAAUCUUAAGAACGCGCUUUCACAAGGGAAGAAAGUCCACUCUUACAUCGCUCACAGGUCAUUUGUAACUGUUGCAAACCCAACUUUUCAUAAUAAGCUUAUUUACAUGUAUGUCAAGUGUGGAAGUUUGGAUGAUGCUCGUACAGUGUUUGACCAAAUGAACGAACGAGACAGCGUCUCAUGGAAUACGAUUAUUGCAGCGUACAGAAGACAUGGGUAUCCUCAUGAGGCAGUCACACUGUUUUACCAAAUGCAACGAGCAGGUCUCCAACCCGAUCAGUUUACAUUUGCCAGCGUUAUCCCAGCCUGUGCCAAAAUGGGAGCUUUGGAACAAGGGAUGGACAUCCAUCAAAGCAUAGAGGAUAAGGGAAUUUUGUCAGAUGUUGUUGUUGCAAGUGCCCUGGUAGACAUGUAUGCAAAAUGUGGAAGUCUAGACAAGGCGCGUGAAUUGUUUGACACAAUGCCUCAAAGAGAUGUUUUCUCGUGGACUUCGAUGAUUGCAGGAUAUGCACAAAAUGGAUUUAUCGUUCAGGCUUUAGAUACUUUCAGACAAAUGCAAUUGGCAGGUGUAAAACCAAAUUCCACAACCUUUUCCAGCAUCCUCCCAGCCUGUGCUAAAAUGGGAGAUUUGGAACAGGGUAUGGCCAUCCAUAAUAGCGUUAACGAAGGGGAAUUUUUUUCAGAUGUUGUAGUUGCAACUGCCCUGAUAGACAUGUAUGCAAAAUGUGGAAGCAUACACAAGGCACGAGAACUGUUUGACAGAAUGGCUAAAAGAAAUGUGGUUUCGUGUAAUGCCAUGAUUGCAGCGUAUGCACAAAAUGGAUAUAUUGAAAAUGCUUUCGACACUUUUAAGCAAAUGCAAUUGACAACUGUAAAGCCAAAUUCCACAACUUUUGCUAGCAUCCUUCCUGUCUGUGCCAAAAUGGGAGCUUUGGAACAGGGUAUAGACAUUCAUCGAAGCAUAAUGGAAGGAGGAUUUGUGUCGGAUAUUGUAGCUGGAAAUGCUUUAGUAGACAUGUAUGCAAAAUGCGGAAGCAUAAACAAGGCAUUUGAAGUAUUUAACAGAAUGCCUCAAAGAAAUGUAGUCUCAUGGACUGCAAUAAUUGCAGGAUGCGCACAAAAUGGAUUUUUUGAAAAGGCUUUAGAAACUUUCAAGCAAAUGAUAUUGGCAGGUGUUAAACCAGAUUCAACAACCUUUGCUAGCAUCCUCCCUGCCUGUGCUAAAAUGGGAGCUUUGGAACAGGGUACAAACAUCCAUCAAAGUAUAAUGGAAGCAGGAUUUUUGUCUGAUACUGUAAUUGGAAAUGCUCUGGUAGACAUGUAUGCAAAAUGUGGAAGCAUAGACAAGGCACAAGGACUGUUUGACAUAAUGCCUCAAAGAAACGUGGUCUCAUGGAAUGCCAUGAUUGUAGGAUAUGCACACAAUGGUUUUGUUGAAAAGGCUCUAGAAACUUUCAAGCAAAUGCAAUCGGUAGGUGUAAAGCCAGAUUCCACAACCUUUGCCAGCAUCCUCUCUGCUUGUGCCAAAAUGGGAGCUUUGGAGCAGGGUAUGGACAUCCAUCAAAGCAUAGUUGAAGGGGGGACUUUGUCAGAUAUCAUAGUUGCAAAUGCUCUAGUAGACAUGUACGCAAAAUGUGGAAGCAUAGACAAGGCACGUGAACUGUUUAAUAGAAUGCCUCAAAGAAAUGUGGUCUCAUGGAAUGCCAUAAUUUCAGGGUAUGCACAAAAUGGAUUUGUUGAGAAGGCUUUAGAAACUUUCAAGCACAUACAAUUGGCAGGCUUAAAGGCAAAUUCCACAACCUUCUCCAGCAUCCUUUCUGCCUGUGCCAAAAUGGGAGCUUUGGAACAGGGCAUAGUCAUCCAUCAAAGCAUAGAGGAAGGGGGAUUUUCGUCAGAUGUUGUAGUUGUGACUGCCCUCGUAGACAUGUAUGCAAAAUGUGUAAGCAUAGACAAGGCACGUAAAAUGUUUGACAGAAUGCCUCAAAGAAAUGUGUUCUCAUGGAAUACAAUGAUUGCAGGAUAUGCACAAAAUGGAUAUGUUGAAAAUGCUUUAGAAACUUUCAAGCAAAUGCAAUUUGCAGGUGUAAAGCCAAUUUCCUCAACCUUUGCCAGCGUACUCCCUGCCUGUGCCAAAAUGGGAGCUUUGGAACAGGGUACGAACAUUCAUCAAAGUAUAAUAGAAGGGGGCUUUUUGUCAGAUAUUAUUGUUGAAAAUGCUCUGAUAAACUUGUAUGCAAAAUGUGGAAGCAUACACAAGGCACGUCAACUGUUUGAGAGAAUGCCACAAAGAGAUGUCAUCUCAUGGAAUGCAAUGAUUACAGGAUAUGCACAAAAUGGGCUUUGCGAGGAUGCUCUCAAAAUCUUUGAAUUAAUGAAGCACUUUGGAACAUAUCCUGACAUUGUAAGCUUUGCUUGUGUUCUAUGUGCAUGCAGCCAUGCAGGUUUAUUGCAUGAAGGCUGUAUAUACUUCAAUCAAAUGAGUAACUCCUAUUGCAUUGCACCUACAGUUGAUCAUUAUGUGUGCAUGGUUGACCUUCUUGGCCGUGCUGGCUAUCUUGAGGACACCCUAAACUUUAUCAUUAAGAUGCCAGUUAAACCUGUGGUAGUUGUGUGGAUGUGUUUUCUUGGUGCCUGUAGAUCACAUAUGAAUAUAGGCUUAGGAGUAUUUACAGCGACUCUGCUUUUUGAUUUAAAUCCAAAAAAUGCUGCAGCUUAUGUUCUUCUCUCAAACAUCUAUGCAGAGGUUUGUAGAUGGGGUGAAGUGCAAAUGGUAAGGAGAUUGAUGAAAGAUAGAGGAAUUAAAAAGAUACCUGGAUGCAGUUGGAUUGAAAGCCAUAAAAUGGUGCAUACUUUUUGUGCAGGAGACAGAUCACAUCCACAGACACAGGAUAUCUAUGCAAAGUUAGAGAAAUUGGCUUGGGAGAUGAAGGCAGCAGGGUAUUUUUCAGAUUCAAGACAUUUACUUAAUGAUGUGGAAGAGGAGGAAAAAGAAGUAUUUCUUUUCCACCAUAGUGAAAAGUUGGCUAUUGCAUUUGGUUUGUUAAACAUGCCACCUGGAACAACUAUUAGAGUUGUCAAGAACCUUCGGGUAUGUGCUGAUUGCCAUACAGCAACAAAAUUUAUUUCCAAGAUUGUUGGAAGAGAAAUUGUUUUGAGAGAUGCAAACCGUUUCCAUCAUUUCAAACGGGGAGAAUGUUCUUGUGGAGAUUAUUGGUGAUGCCAAAUGGAGCAAUCUGAAAAAUAGGCUUGCACUACAAUAAUGUACCCCAUGUUAGACCUACAGUAAUAAUGA